GUUCCACUAUGCCGAUCCAAUCCAGCUUGUCAAUGACGCUUGUUGACAUCACCAAGCAUUACAAAAAACACACACACGAGAAAAUUGUGUUUUCCAUCGCAAUAGUGGCCCAAAUUGAACAAUCCUUAGCAUAAAAUAACCCCGGAAACCAGCUACAACCAUACGAUCAACUCAAAGAUGUCUCGCCAAAGCACGCGCCUCGAUACGAAGAAAGUGUGAGGAGUAGUGAAACUGCGGGAUCGCCAUAGGCGUUUCGUGUUCCGUAUCCAUCUCGUUGGGUUGCGUCGUCGCUUCGGAUUGUUCACAGUAACGCGUACCGCGCCCGUUCAGUAGUGUGUUUCCGCGAUUUGGUAGGAAACCUUGCACAAGUGUUAUUUGCGUACUUGCCGGACCGUAGAUCGUAAGCAGUAGGGAUUAGUUGAGAAUUGAAAUAUAGGUGUUCAUCGGUGCAGUUCCGGUGAGGCAGUUUUGCAGCAAAACUAUGCUCACAAUGAAUAACGCAGCGGCAGCCAAUGCGCUCGGUGGCAUCACCUUCUCCGAUAUGACCGGAGCGACAGCGGGACCAGGCACCGGAGGCCUCCAACUGGUGCAGCUAAGCCAAGUCAUGCCCGAUCCGAACUCGCAGCAGCUCUUUAUGCAAAGCCUGCAGCAGCAGCUAAACGGGGGUGCACCCGCCAUACAGGUUAUACCGAUCGGAGCGCUCCCGCAGCAGACGGUAGCCUUGGCUCAAGGUCCACCAGCCGGUGCCACGAUACAAGCUGCUCCCCAGCAGCAACAGUUCGUGCAGUACACGCUGGAUGGACAGACACUGCUGUACCAAGCGCUUCCCACCCCGGAAACCGCAUAUCAGAGCGUCAAUUUGCCGAUUGUUCAGCUGCCGGCCACCCAAACGUUGGGUACCGCGGGUACGGUACCUACCUACGGGAACAUCGCCAACCUGCAAGGUGCACCGGUCACAUUCACGCAGAUUCCGACGCUCACCCACCAAGCCAUUCCGCAGCACCAUCCCCAGCAGCAUCAUCUCCACCAGCACCAUCAGCACCUUCAAGCGGCGGCCACUAUCGACGCGAGCACAUUUCAGAACCUUGUUACCGCACCGGUCACCCUGACGCCCGCUGCCACCGUUGUGCCAGUCUCACAAUCGCAAGUCCCGAUGGCCACACCCGUCACCACGGUCACUUUUGGACAGCCGUCCCAGCUGGGUAUGGGAGGGGUCGCAACGGCCAGCACCAGCAGCAGCUGUAGCAGCGUUACACCCACCGCUAGCCACAGCGACGACAUCUCCCCGGAUUGUACUCCCACUGUUGUUGGCACGGGAUCCGGCUCCGGUACGGAGCUGGAGCAGGAACCACUGUACGUCAACGCCAAGCAGUACAAGCGCAUCUUGAAGCGACGGCAGGCACGGGCCAAACUGGAAGCGAUGGGCAAGAUACCGAAACAGCGACCUAAAUAUCUGCACGAAUCACGCCACCGACAUGCGAUGAACCGGGUCCGUGGUGAAGGUGGCCGGUUCCAUUCGAAAUGAGCUGCAAUGCGAAGGAAGAUGUGCGGACGGCCAUGGACCAGAUUUCACCGAUACACAUAGACGAUACGCGAACGACGAAGGAAUACUUUUAAGCAGUCGAACUUCUUAUUUGAUUCUAGAUAACUUCUGUCGGAUUUUAUCCAGCCCCUGGAUAUGAUAGCAAGUACUAGAGUACUAGCUGGCCAUAGUGCAGACAAAACUUUUAUAAAAGAAAAUCCCUCCCCGCAGAAGAGAGAGAGAGAGAGUUAAGAGCAUAAGAAUUGAUUUGAAAGGCAAUAAUAAAUACGUUAACAUAGUUUACCCAUU
Messenger RNA from Anopheles stephensi (Asian malaria mosquito), 1831 nucleotides. RefSeq names its product trafficking protein particle complex subunit 3-like. Gene Ontology annotation, biological process: endoplasmic reticulum to Golgi vesicle-mediated transport; regulation of transcription by RNA polymerase II; intra-Golgi vesicle-mediated transport. The transcript has 2 exons. Gene Ontology annotation, cellular component: CCAAT-binding factor complex; cis-Golgi network membrane; cytosol. Bases 482 to 1525 code for a protein of 347 amino acids. The record is from RefSeq and is a predicted model, not a curated record. Gene Ontology annotation, molecular function: RNA polymerase II cis-regulatory region sequence-specific DNA binding; DNA-binding transcription factor activity, RNA polymerase II-specific. Lineage: Eukaryota; Metazoa; Arthropoda; Insecta; Diptera; Culicidae.